GCUCCUCAUCUCCACUGGAGAUGAAAAAAAUUAUCCCUCUGCAAAGGAAUUUGCAACGUCAAGAUAUUUCCAUUAGAGCAGGAUUGUGUGUGUGUGUGUGUGCUGAAGGAGAGGAAAACAACAGGAAAGGUCAUUAUGUCGUCUCCAUGGGAAAAUGUCUUGUGCAAAGCUCCCCAAUAUUGUUGUCUUUAAAGGAUAAAAGGCAUUAAGAGAGCUGUACCAAACUCCAACCCCUGUUUUAUUGCUUAUUCAAAAAUAAUUGUCAGUUAUUUGUAUUUGAGGUAUUCUGCCUCUGUACAGCGUGUUCUCACACAAACAACAAUCACUCAAAGGUGAUUAUAUCCUCAAUGCUGCAAUGACAUGCAAAGCCAGAGUAUUUGUUAUAAAAACAUCUACAGUCAUGGACAAAAGUCUUGUCGUAGGUAGACAGUAUGAAUUAAAAAAAACUCUUAACUCCCUAAGUAAUCCUCCUAUUGUUGAGAACUAUGGUUCAUAAGAAUCAUUUUAGUCUUGUUAUUCUCUGGUAAAAAUGACACAACGUGUCUUCAAACCGUCUUGAAUCAGUAACGUAAUAGUCACAAAUAGACAGGUUAUUAGCUGGACAAAAGUCUUGUCACGUUUUACACUUUAUUGAAAUGUAUUCAACAAAUAUUUCUUUGUUUCAGAACAACAUCAAAGCAUCAUAGCAACAAGCAUGUUGAACAUUUUUACCAUGAGAGAUUUGAUCGUUUCAGUAUCGGCUGUGGCUUCCCUUUGCUUGGAUGACGGUUGACAUUCAGCUGGGCAGGGACUACAACUGGUUGAUGAAGGCAUCUGGGAUGGCAUAAAACGCGGCCUCACAUGCCUUCCACAGGUCAUCUAGAUUCUUUGGGUUUGGCUCUCAGGUGUCUUCCUUCAUUUUUGCCCAAAUGUGCUCAAUAAUGUUCAUGUCUGGGGACUGUGCGGGCCACUUUUCGAGAACUUUGAUCUUCCGCUGCUGCAGAAAAUUUCUUGGUAGAGACCGAUGUAUGGCAUGGAGCGCCAUCCUGCUGGAAGAUCUGACCCCUCUUGUGUUCUGGAAUGUAGUGGGAAGCAAGAAUCUGUUGAUAUUUGAUUGUGUCGAUGUUUCCAUCUACUUUGCAAAUCUUCCUUCCUCCUCCAUGUCAGAUGAACCCCCACACCAUUAUCUUCCCGCCUCCGAAUUUGACCGUUUUCUGGGUGUACCUUGGAUUUAGGCUUGGUUUAGGCUUUGGUUUGGUAGAAAAUUAUGUAUUACAAAGUAUGAGAAUAGUCCUAAUUUCAUGCAUGGUGAGAGGAGGUUUUGCACAAUUAACAUCAGCAGGAGGUGGAGUCUGCUGGAUAUUUAAAUAUGAGCCACAGGUGGAACGGAAGACCUUUUCCUCCUGAAGAUUACGCUGAUCUUUGAGACGGGCAGGCUGCUGGACCGUGGACAAGUCUUUCAUCAGUCGAGUCAAAAGAGCAAAGGUGAGCGUUGGCCAUGGAGACGAUCUGGUUGCACUGCUUGAUUCUAACUGUGAUAACGACAUGGAUGGGUGUGUGUGUCACACAUGCAAAGCAAACAAGAUGGCCUUUAUAUUCCCAGACGCCCGUUCUUCUCGUUUGGAACGCCCCUACACAGGACUGUGCCCCGCGCCAUGGAGUCACUUUACCUUUGGACCAGUUUCACAUUGUGGCCUCGCCCAACGAGGGCUUCACCCGGCAAAAACUUACCAUAUUCUACAAGGAGCGCCUCGGCUUGUACCCGUACUACGAGCGGGAUGGCACUGCGGUCCAUGGAGGCCUCCCGCAGCUUGCCAGCCUCACGCAACACUAUGAGAAGAUGCCAGAAGGCGUGCAGAAAUACAUACGUGAGCCAGGGGCCAAAGGUUUGGCUGUCAUCGACUGGGAGGAGUGGCGGCCGUUGUGGAUCAGGAAUUGGGACUCUAAAGACAUCUAUCGCAGCAAAUCCCGGGAGAUGGUGCUGAAAAAGAACCCAACAUGGAGCCAGGAGCAAGCGACAAAGGUGGCCCAGCAGGAAUUUGAGCUGUCGGCCCAGAAAUUCAUGCUGGAAACUCUAAAACUCGCAAAGAACCUGCGGCCCAACCAGCUGUGGGGCUUCUACUUGUUUCCAGAUUGCUACAACCACGACUACAGGAACGGCCUGAAGAACUACACAGGCCGCUGCCCGGCGCUGGAGACAGACCGCAAUGACCAGCUCAACUGGUUGUGGAUGGAGUGCACGGCGCUCUUCCCGUCAAUAUACAUGGGAUCUGUGCUGCGCUCCACGCAAUACGGCCGCCUCUUUGUGCACAACAGAGUGAAGGAAGCCGUGCGCCUGGCAUCUGUUGGCGAUGGACUAGCACGCCCGGUUUUUGUCUACACCCGACCCACGUACAUCAACGAGAUGACCCUCCUCACUGAAACAGACCUGGUGUCCACCAUCGGCGAGAGCGUUGCGCUGGGAGCGGCGGGCGUCAUCUUCUGGGGGGACUCAUCCUACUCGAGCGCCAGCAGCUGUUCGGCCCUGAAAGGCUAUCUCAGCGGGCCGCUGGGACGCUACCUGCUCAACGUGUCCACGGCGGUGGAGCAGUGCAGCCGGGCGCUGUGCAACCUCCACGGCCGCUGUCUGCGCAAGCGAGCGGAUGAUGCCGACGCGUACCUUCACCUCAGCCCGUCCACGCACAGCAUCAGUCACCAGAACAGCCGCCUGAAGGUGAGCGGUGAGCUUGGCAAGGCCGAGCUGGCAGUUUGGCGCCAACGCUUCCAAUGCCAGUGCUACAGCGGGUACCAGGGGGAGGCCUGCGCUCAGAGAGAGGCGGGGCAGAAUAGAGCCUCCUCUGUUCUAGGAGCCUGGCCGCUUUGCAUCUUACUCCCGCUAGGACUCCUCACGCUGCUACAGUGAGGAAAUGAAGCGACCCAAAAUAUUCACCGCUGGUGCCAAGCAACAACAAAACAACAAUAGUUUGGUUGUUUGGCAUAAAAUGGCCACAGGUUCCUGAUCACUGAAGAUAGCGCUGCAGAGCCUCUGCUAACUUACUGCAGUCUUAUUUUCUAAACGUGCUCCCAACAAGAAAGCUGCUUCAGAACAUCCAAGUGCUGGAUCACAUCAAAAAAGCCUUUCUCUCAGGCUUCAUGCUGGCCUUGACCUGCAGAUCUACUAACCUUAAUGAGGGACCACAGAGUCUUUAUAAUACUGUCUUAUGUAAAAAAUUUUAAAAAAGCAAAGCAUUUUUAUUAGGGCCCGAGCACCAAGCAAUAGCAUUAUGAAGGCCCUAAUGUUUGUUAUUCUCCUUGUUUCCUUGCGUUUUUGAGGGCCUUAAAGGAAAAGUGCACUUUUUUGUAAUUUUGCCCAUUACGCACAAAACUUAUGUGAGACAUGAACACACGUCUUUCUCUUUUCUUGCGUGUUCUAAAGAUAUAAAAACAGGUAAAAAGAGGCAGCUAAGGAUGCACGUAAUGGGACACACCUAUUCCGCCUAUAAAGCCUUCUGAAAAAAGUGCCAGCAACGCACAAUGUGACCUGCAUAUUAACCAAGCUACAGUAACAUUGUUAUUAACAUUGUUACACCCAAGAACUACCUUACUGGUGUAGUGACACCUCGUCACACCACACCAGCUAGUGACUAGCUUCCCCACACACUCACAUUGCCUCAGGCCUCAGGUAACGCUACAUAUUGGAGCUGGCACCACUGCUGCUGUUUUUGUUUUUGACUUUGGAAAAGUUAACUCUAGCUGUAGUGUUCCUUUCUAUGUUGCUAUGUGAAAUCAAUGCACCCAGGAAGGAAGUUCCGCUAAUGCUUCAAAUGAGCAAAAUACUGUAAGUAUUACAUGUUAUCAUGAAUGUAGCUGUUACUACAUGCUCACAGCAUGGAUAUAAAACCAUAAAACCUUGUUGGAGCUUUUUGGAGGUGUUUUAAUAGCAGCCUUUCUAGGCAGAAUAGGUGUGUCCCAUUACGUGCAUUAAUUACCUGCCUCUUUUUACCUGUUUUUAUAUCUCUAGAACGCACAGAAAAGAGAAAUACGUGCGUAUGUCUCACAGAGGGAUUGUGGAUGAUGGGCAAAAUCCCUCCAAAAAUGGUGCUUUUCCUUUAACAUGCAUAAAAAGCUUGCCAAAGUUCGCAAAGUGUGCAUCGGGCCCGGCGAAAAACUUUCUAUUUCAGUGGUUCUGAACACGAACCCCACAAUUCACAGUAGCGCUCUUUAUGAAUUUAGAAAAAACAUUAGCACUUGCCACUAGUUUCACGGAUCGUCACAGAAUUUGGUGUAGACGUCUAUCUUCACAAGACGCAUGCAAAAAGUCUGUAGAAGCCAUUUUGGGCGACAACCUGGGGUUGUUCUUUUGACAAACUCAUUUUGGGGACUUUGACUAAAUGAGCCCAAAUGAAAGUCAUGGAUGCUAGACAGAUGGGUGAUGAUAAAUUGUGAAGGAUUUUAGGUGAUGCCAUAAGAUGUGGGAGAAGCCUUGCCUUUGAUGAAGCAAGACGAAACCUCAGCAAGUCGGCUCUAUGAGGUCAGACUUUGAAAGUAAUUGGAGUGUCUGAUGAUGAUGACACUCUGAGGACAUCCGUGUGUGCUUUUCUUAAUUAACUAAUGUGCCACCUCGUUGCUGCGAGUCCUGCGUAAACCCUGAUUUAUGGGGAUGCAAGUGCCCGUUCCACGCUGCUUGCAGCUUGAUUUUUUAAAAAACUCAACAAACUGGAUGCAAUCUUUUGCGCACAAUCUCAUUUUUAGAUUUUAUUGUUGUGUGAACCCAACAGCACGUUUAAAUUCUGAACACUAUAUUGCACCAAAAGGGGAGAAAUAUUACAAAUCAUCCAGCUGGCUAUGGAAUUUCUUCCAAUCUCACCAAGAAACCAAAUAAAAAUAAAAAAAGAGCGAGAUUCAUACUGCAUUCUGUGCUCUUCAUUGUUAACAAUUUUCCGACACCUCUUGACUGAACCUGCCUUUUUCUUUUGAAGAACAUGUCUUAUUCUUUAUUGUUUACGGAUGCCUUUAUUGAUGUUUUUCUAUGACAGUGUUGAGCUCAGCCUUCUGUUGGUAACAGUGUUUUGUAAAAGUCUACCUGCCUUUCAUUAUCAUCAAAUGAUCAUCAUAUCCCUCCAUGUAAAGCUGUGAAAGUUUUAUGCAAAGAAAAAAAAAAAGGAUAAUUGGACAUUGGAAAAUGCAUAAUGUGUCACUAAUAUAUAUUGUAAAUGCACCAACAUCUUUUGGUAACUGUAAGACCUUAUGUCCAAGUUCCUGCUAAAGCAACUGUGAUGACAGCGACGACUGUAGCUCGCAUCACCAUAUCUAACAUAUAUUUUAAUGUCAUUCUUGGUAGCUGGCGCUAUCUGGGCAGUCUAUGUAUACCGUAGGUUCUGUAUUUAUUCUCUAUGCCAACGGGCAAAAAGGGUAUUUAGCUAUCAAGAUGUGUUUGUAGAAGCUGCCAAGCAAUAGAAUGUUUACGAUGCUGCAAACUUCAUGACAUUGUGCACUUUAACCCGUUUUUCAGUUGCAUGAAGUUUGUACUGGGUACAAAGACGGGCAUACUGGCAGUGCAUUAAUAGUUUGGUUGGAAUCGUUUAGUUGGUCAUUACUUUUGUUUCUGCUGGCGUUUAGAAAGCCUAAUUUUUUUCAAAUGCAUUGAAACAAAUUGGCUGUCGUUUAAUGACAUGUUUUGUCAUAAUAUUCUCUCAUCAGGUGCUUUUUUUUUUUUUUACAUUAAAGAUAAUUUCACUUUACGUUUGGACUUUUAA
Dunckerocampus dactyliophorus (ringed pipefish) is the source of this 5714-nucleotide messenger RNA. RefSeq names its product hyaluronidase 2b (gene hyal2b). The transcript is spliced from 4 exons. Gene Ontology annotation, biological process: hyaluronan catabolic process; carbohydrate metabolic process. The record is from RefSeq and is a predicted model, not a curated record. NCBI's taxonomy places the organism in Eukaryota, Metazoa, Chordata, Actinopteri, Syngnathiformes, Syngnathidae. Bases 1478 to 2881 code for a protein of 467 amino acids. Gene Ontology annotation, molecular function: hyaluronoglucuronidase activity; hyalurononglucosaminidase activity.